Hordeum vulgare subsp. vulgare (domesticated barley) is the source of this 1424-nucleotide messenger RNA. RefSeq names its product glucuronoxylan 4-O-methyltransferase 1-like. Bases 167 to 1069 code for a protein of 300 amino acids. The transcript has a single exon. Gene Ontology annotation, biological process: xylan biosynthetic process. NCBI's taxonomy places the organism in Eukaryota, Viridiplantae, Streptophyta, Magnoliopsida, Poales, Poaceae. The record is from RefSeq and is a predicted model, not a curated record.
AAUUUGCAGCUCUCUUGUCCUCAUCACCAAACCCUAUCAUCGCAUUUCCAAAAAGUAAAAAAAAUAUCCAUCUCCAAUCUUUCAACCAUCAUCGUCGCCUAUAAACCCCUCACGAACCAAGAACCGAGUAGCGAGGCUUUCUUGGUGGCUGCCCGUCCGUGCGUCCAUGUCGAGCCCCGUGCACGCCCGGAAGGCCCUCCACCUAUUCUCCAUGAAGGCCAAGCUGCAGAGCUUCCUCGGCCUCCGCCUCCUCGUCGUGGCCGCCCUCGCCGCCUUCCUCCUCCUCUUCUCCGCGCGCACGCUCUUCUCCACCUCCUCCCCCGGCCCCGCCGCCUCGCACCUGCGCGGCGGCGCGGGCGACGACGGGACGUGCUCCAAGCUGCCGGCGCCGGUGGCCGACGCGCUGGUGCACUACGCGGCAUCGAACGUGACGCCGCAGCAGACGGCGGCGGAGAUCGGGGUGUCGCUGCGCGUCCUGCAGCGCCGCUCGCCCUGCAACUUCCUGGUGUUCGGGCUCGGGCUGGACAGCCCGAUGUGGGCGGCGCUCAACCACGGCGGCCGCACGGUGUUCCUCGAGGAGGACGCGUCGUGGAUCGCCUCCGUCCGCUCCAAGCACCCGGGGCUCGAGUCCUACCACGUCGUGUACGACACCCGCGUCACCGAGGCCGACGACCUCAUGUCCCUCCGGGACCACCCGGGGUGCACCGCGCAGCCGGACCUCGCCGCCGCCGCCGAGGCCUCGUGCCGGCUGGCGCUCCGCGGCCUACCCGCCGCGUUCCACGAGGUGGAGUGGGACCUGGUCAUGGUGGACGCGCCCACGGGGUGGACGCCGGAGGCGCCCGGGAGGAUGGGCGCCAUCUACACCGCCGGCAUGGUGGCGCGCGCGCGGCGGCCCGGAGACGGCGCCACCGACGUGUUCGUGCACGACGUGGACCGGACGGUGGAGGACAGGUUCUCCAAGGCGUUCCUCUGCGACGCGUACCUCGCCGAGCAGGUCGGCCGGAUCAGGCACUUCGUAAUCCCCAGCCACAGGGAGAAGCCCGGCACGCCCUUCUGCCCUCUCAAUUAGUAAUUUUUUUCAUCAUCCACUGUAGCACUUACGUUCAUCAAGCAUACCUCAAGACACAGCAUAUAUAUAUACUGAAGCCCAUAUCAUACAUACACCAUUGGAGGUAAUUAAUUAUGUUAUGUGGCACUUGAUGAAAGCAUAGUCCAGAGAAAAUGAGUGUGAAUUCUUUUAAUCUGCGGAUGCAAACUGCAUGUAUGAGGCAAUCUAUACGUUGUAAUUAUCCACUAUCCUUCAUCACAGUGGUAUCCUGCAAGAUAUUUUAUUUUUUACUACGUGGCUCAUAAUAAUGGCGAUGCAUGUGGAGUGAGGAUAAUGAGAUUUAUUUCUUUGUGGCAAUAAUACCAGCUGUUAAGAA